Carcharodon carcharias (great white shark) is the source of this 1155-nucleotide messenger RNA. It is a transcript of the gene foxi1, whose product is annotated as forkhead box i1. The transcript is spliced from 2 exons. Bases 1 to 1155 code for a protein of 384 amino acids. Gene Ontology annotation, biological process: anatomical structure morphogenesis; regulation of transcription by RNA polymerase II; cell differentiation. The record is from RefSeq and is a predicted model, not a curated record. Gene Ontology annotation, molecular function: RNA polymerase II cis-regulatory region sequence-specific DNA binding; DNA-binding transcription factor activity, RNA polymerase II-specific. NCBI's taxonomy places the organism in Eukaryota, Metazoa, Chordata, Chondrichthyes, Lamniformes, Lamnidae.
AUGAACGCCUUUGGACAGCAGCCUCCUCCUAAUCCUCAACCUUCCCCUCUCCAACACCCCAACGCGCAGGAUAUCCUGGACAUGGCCGUGUACUGCGACAACUUCAGUGUGUAUCCGCAAAACCUCCACCAUCACCAUCCUCAGAGACCCUCUCCCCACCCACCGAGCUAUGGGCUGACUGACUACACCUCGCCGACCACCAACCCUUACCUCUGGCUCAAUGGACCGGCGAUUAACUCCUCUCCUUACCUUCCCGGGACCAAUGGGGCGGCUUACAUCCCAUCGGGUUACGGGACGAGCCAGCGGCAGUUCCUGCCGCCUCCCUCGGGCUACGGCGGGGCUGAGUUGGGCUGGCUGUCCCUCCCCAGCCAGCAGGAACUUUUUAAAAUGGUUCGCCCCCCCUACUCGUACUCCGCGCUGAUCGCCAUGGCGAUCCAGAACGCCUCGGACAAGAAGCUGACCCUCAGUCAGAUUUAUCAGUAUGUGGCUGAGAACUUCCCUUUCUACAAGAAGAGUAAAGCGGGCUGGCAGAACUCCAUCCGGCACAACCUAUCCCUCAACGACUGUUUCAAGAAAGUGCCCAGGGACGAGGACGAUCCAGGUAAAGGCAACUACUGGACUCUAGAUCCCAAUUGUGAGAAAAUGUUUGACAAUGGCAAUUUCAGGAGGAAAAGAAAGCGCAGGUCGGAGACUCCGGGGCCCAGUGGCCAUGGGCUGGGUGACAAGACUGAGGAGACAAAUAUUAAAGCUUCAGACUCAGCCGGUGUCCUGGGUUCGGCUUCUCCUGGGCUGGAGAACGUCCCUGGGGCUGCAGGUGAUUCCAAAGCGGCGCCUUCACCAACCUUGCAAUCCAACCCCUGUUUCACCAACUUUGUGUCUAACAUGAGUUCCAUGAUCAACGGCGGCAAUGGGACGAACAGGCCGAUAUCCUCGGGGGCAUUGGUGGGAGAUUUACCACAAGGUAGACAAAAUCUUCCCGGACUCAACUCUUACUCACCUUCGCAUAACUCAAUGCAUAACACAGUCGACUUUCACAAUCGAUUGAACUAUUAUCAGUCUACUGUUUCAGGUCAACAAAGUGGACUGAGCGGCCCCUUGUGCAACAACUUCAGCGUCAAUAACCUGAUUCACAGCAGAGAAGGCCCAGAGGUUUAA